Cyprinus carpio (common carp) is the source of this 1094-nucleotide messenger RNA. Its product is annotated as platelet-activating factor acetylhydrolase IB subunit alpha2-like. The record is from RefSeq and is a predicted model, not a curated record. Lineage: Eukaryota; Metazoa; Chordata; Actinopteri; Cypriniformes; Cyprinidae.
GUCUGACCUCUCUCUCUCGUGUUGUGUGCUGACGUCAGCGGAAGGGGCGGGGCGGCAGAGCAGCAGCAGCAGACGCGGAAGUGAGCUUUGCUGCGUGAAUUAAACACAUCACACUGACAGAUCUGUGGAGGAGAGCUUCAGCACACAGGAGAUGAACCCUGCCGCUCAGCCGCUCCCGGUGCAGGAUGUUCAGGGUGAUGCGCGCUGGAUCUCACAGCAUGAGCGCUUUGUGCAGGAGUGUAAGGACGCAGAACCAGACGUGCUGUUUAUCGGAGACUCCAUGGUUCAGCUGAUGCAGCAACACGAGGUCUGGAGGGAUCUCUUCUCUCCGCUGCACGCGCUCAACUUCGGUCUGGCCGGAGACACCACCUGCAACGUUCUCUGGAGGAUCCAGAACGGAGAGCUGCAGAACAUCCAGCCGAAGGUGGUGGUUCUGUGGGUCGGCACCAAUAAUCACCAGCACACAGCGGAGCAGGUGUCAGGAGGAGUGACGGCCAUCACACAGAUCCUCAUCUCACAGCUCCCUCGAGCCAAGAUCAUCGUGCUGGGUCUUCUUCCUCGUGGAGAGCAUCAGAACUCGUUGCGUGAGAAGAACGCGGUGGUGAACGAGUUAUUGCGCUCGUCGGUUCCGCAGCUCGGUCCGGCUCAGUUUCUGGACGUCAGCGCUGAGUUCGUCCAAUCAGACGGAAGCAUCUCAAAACAUGACAUGUUUGACUUCCUGCAUCUGACAGCGGCUGGCUAUCAAACCCUCAGCAAACCUCUCCACGACCUCCUGCUGCAGACGCUGGAGGAGACCUCUGACAGCGCACCGCACACACAGUCUGUCUCCUCUCAGUUUGAUCUGCUUUAACAUGAUGCUGCCAAAGCACCAGUACAGAUGUAUUUUCUCCUCCUCCAAGUGUUCUUACUGUAUGUAAACAUAAACAUAACAUUGUCAUAAUAAGAUAUUAAAAGCUUUUAAAUGUGUGAACUGUAUAGCAGUUAGUAUCACAUCAUAUGAAAUCCCUGUUUUUAUCGAUGAAUUGUAUAUUUAGUGUAGUGCUGUCAAAUGAUUAAUCGUGAUGAAUCCAAAAUAAAAGUUUUUGUUUACUAAA